UUGCUCCCUUUAACACACAACUACACCCAGCUUCUGUUAUGGCAGGGGCUGCACAUUGGCAUUUACCAAACAGCCGCGGCAUGCCACUCUCCCUGACAGCACCUCCCUGCCUUCUCAGGAGACAGACAGGCUGAACUCGCUGAGAGCAGACGGUAGUGGACUAUCUGGCAAACACUCCCUCAAAUCAGCGGGGGGAAAGUGGGGAAAACUGCUGAACAUGUCACAAGAGGUCCAACCAGAUAAUGUGUCAGCAAAUUUUUGGAGGAACUGAGGAGAACAAAUGAUGGCAACACAAAAUGGAAAUAUUGCACCUUGUAAAACAGCACAGAACGGAAUCAAAGCGAAACCCCCGUACUCAGUGGAAACCCCUUAUGGCUUCCGACUUGACCUGGACUUCCUGAAAUAUGUAGACGACAUAGAGAAAGGGAACACCAUCAAAAGAAUUCCCAUUCAGCGCAGAAGCAAGGGAGCCCGUGCAAGCACUUUACCGAGGCACCUCAAUGCUUCUGGGUGUGGCUACCGCCCAAGCCCCUGGGGAUCUACCGGAGCUCUUGGCCCCAGGUCUCGAUUGUCAGAUGCCCAUCACCAUGGCUACACUUCCUGGGCAUAUGAUCACAGGCCACCUCUCUCUCCCACAGGGUUUAAGUCUUUGGCAGAGAUGGAGGCCAGAAUCAAGGAGUUUGACGAGCAGCCUCUAGGGGAACAUAUCAGACCUCAUCUCCUCCGUGCCUCCAGUCUGCCACUCACUGUAUUACUAAGACAAGGGUCCGAGUCCACAGAUGACCACAGCAGCCUCUGGAGUUCAAAGGAUCACCUUGGAGGAAGAAACAUCUCAUGUGAAGACGUUUUCCACUCUUCAGACAGCCCUCGGCCACAGGACUGCUCAGGGUUAUUGAGGCGUCUGACCGAAGCUCUUGAACGAGUGGGGGAACUUGAGAUGGAAGUGAGGGUCAUUCCAGAGCUCAGAGCGCAGAUCUGCAUCCUCCAGGAGGAAAGAGAAAGACUUCGUCUGGGGCUGAAUCCACGUGACCAUCCCUCCACAAUGAAUGGAGCCGCAGAUCCUUGUACGUCCUCUCACUACAGCAAAGUAGGGAGAGGACCUCAGCAUGAAAGUCACAACAUAUUUCCUAGAAAUUACAGUGUCAGCCAAGAUGACUCCAAUCCCACGCAUGAGUGGAGGACUAGUACAGAUCUGGAUGAGCUGCUGACGGUGACAUCCCUGCAAGCCAAAGUAGCUGUGUUGGAGCAGAAGCUCCAUGAGACUAGUCUGGAGCUCCAGAGAGUGUCGGGGCUCCUGAAGGAGCAGCAGAAGGAAAGCAGAAGGAAAGAUGAGAAGAUAGAGCAUCUUAUCAAGAACCCUGCGGUGUGGGUCCGUGCAGAGAAGGUGUUGGUAGACCAGGAUGCAGAUGAGAUGAUGGUGAGAUCCCUUGAAGCAGAUUAUGGUAAAGCACCCUGCUUUACUGGUACAAGAACAGUUAAUACAAAUGGUCAAACAAGUCAGCAACACAAGCCUGUAAUCAGUUCAACGUCAACUGAAAGAAGUCCACCAGUCUCUGUGGAAACUUCAGAUGCUUCAGCUGAAAGUACAGACACAGUGGUGUUGAUCCACCACAUAGAGAAGAUAAAGAGCCUCCUGGAUCAGCAGUGGAAGUGUUUGUUUACAGAGAGUAAAUCAGGAGAACAGGGCAAACCUCUAAAGCACCCAGAUCCCAAAGUCAACUCUCUACAGCAGGAGAUGAUGGGACUUGUUGACAUCCUCACGUCUUUUUACAAACAGCAUGGAGACAGUGAUGGUAAGAAGAUUCGACAUGCAGCCUCUAAAUCCAUCCUGCGGACAGAAGGAUGUGCCCAGACGUCGAAAAACCUACAUUCUGGGGGUGUUAAUGAAGGUAAAAAAAUGGCUGAUCAGGACUGUAUGAGCCAAAGUGUCCGUGGUGAUUUGGAGCAGAGGAACAGUAGCACUAGCCCUGGGGAGGUGGCUGCUGACCAGGUGGAUGCAGACGCAGAGAAGCGAAGAACAGAAGAAGAGAGGCAAAUGGGCCCAGACAGAGAGGCCAAACUGGAAGGAACAGGUGGCGGUGUUGAGUCUCUGGAAGCUAAGUCUGCAGACAAAACGGCCAAGUUGAAAGCACAGCCUGCAGGAGAACAGAUGGAGGGAAACUCUGGCUUGGAAACAACCACCAAAGGCAGAGAAACAGUAAAUCCAGAUUUUAUUUCUGCCUGUCGUUUCCUCAAUGAUCACAUGGACAACAUGGAUAACCCCAAUGAUGACAUGAGGAAGGCCCUGGUUGUGUUGUUCCAGCACUGGUUCAGUGCAGCAGCAGAGGAGGCUUCUGAGGCCAGCAGGGUGGCGGCGUAUCUGAAGCACAUGAAGAAGGAAACACCCUCACUGUUGGCCUUUCUGGUCAACUUGGCGGACGACAAUGGAAACACAGUGCUGCAUUACAGUGUAUCCCACUGCAACUACAGCAUUGUCAGCCUGCUCCUGGAUACAGGUGUCAGUGACGUGAACAUUCAGAACAAUUCAGGCUUCACGGCAGUGAUGCUGGCCUCGCUGACAGCCCCUGAUGGACCUGGUGGAAUGGAAGUUGUCCGCAAGUUAAUGGAACUGGGCAACAUUAACAUUCGCUCCAGCAAGUCUGGGCUUUACGCUCUCUCCCACUCCACACAGACGGGCCAGACGGCUCUGCACUUGGCGGUGAGACAUGGCCGAGUUGUGAUGGUUCGCCUGCUGCUCAGCUGUGGGGCAGAUGCUAACAUCCAGGACAUCGAGGGAACCACAGCCCUGAUGUUUGCAUCUGACAGGGGGCACACACACAUCGCAAGACUCCUGCUGGAGAGAAGUCAGUGCGACCUUGCUCUGACUGAUAAGCGAGGUCAAACUGCGCUUUCCAUCGCCAUGCAAGGUUCCCACACCGAUACAGCCACCCUGCUGCAGGCCCACGCUAAAGCUCGAGCUCUGUAGAGCCGCAUCUGUUGGCAUAUCAGAUCCUCUCACCUGAGUGGCACUUCAAACGCAGACUGAACUGUGCGCUUCCUUUUCUUUCUAAAUGGGAUGAUAUAAUAAUAAGACUGUAUGGCAUCAGUAAGUGAGGGAGAUGAUGGUUGCUGGUGCAGCAAACAGUGAAUGUGCUGUUUUCGUUUGUCUUUACUGCAGAUGUUUAUAGUUAUCUCUGAUCUUUGCACAUUCGUGUAGCAGCUUAGCUCUGCAAACUAUGCAAUGGAAAGAAUAUUUAUUAAGUUUCUUGCAUCAGUCACAUGAGUACUAUCUAAAUGUUUGUGCUUAUAAGAAGAUUGUACCUAUCUGUUUCUAAGGGGGAUUUUAAAUAUUUUCAAGCACCCUUUAAAUACUUCCCACCCUGCAUGCCAACUAAACAGAAACAAAUCCCUGGUGCCGGUAAACCCACCUGUUUAUUUCACACAUUAGCAAUAGCUAUACUGAUGUAUACAAUUCCUG
This is a messenger RNA of Archocentrus centrarchus (flier cichlid), 3457 nucleotides long. Its product is annotated as KN motif and ankyrin repeat domain-containing protein 2-like. NCBI's taxonomy places the organism in Eukaryota, Metazoa, Chordata, Actinopteri, Cichliformes, Cichlidae. Gene Ontology annotation, biological process: negative regulation of actin filament polymerization. The coding region runs from base 281 to 2965 and encodes 894 amino acids. Gene Ontology annotation, cellular component: cytoskeleton; cytoplasm. The record is from RefSeq and is a predicted model, not a curated record. Gene Ontology annotation, molecular function: protein binding. The transcript is spliced from 10 exons.